AUGUCUGAUACGAUUGACUCGGGUCAGGAGGAAGGAGUAUCAGCGCAGUCAAAGCCUUUCCAAUCAAUUAAACCGAUGGUUACGGGCAAGCCAAAUCAAAUACAACUGACCUUUAAUGAUUUUAAAAACGUGACGAUGACAAAGUCACCAGAGGAUAUGCUCAAGCAUGCCAACGACAUGCUUGAGCAAUCAAAAAGGAGGCGGUCACGUCGUGUGGUUCCCAAGAGACCACUCGAUGAUGAUGAAGAGGAACCGCCUAAAAGGCAAAUCAAAAAGAAGCGUAAGCCAGUCAGUAAAAAGGCCAAGGAGAGCAACAUAGAUAGGGAAGCUGUCAAGGAACGCGUCAAAAAGCAGCAACAAAGCGCUAUUCAACAAACUACAGAGCCGUUACUUACUGAAGAAAGUUGGUCUCCAAAUGUCCCGCUCAAGUCAUCGGACUUCAAAUCGCAUCACAGUGUGGUUUCUCGCCUUAAAUCACCUAAUAUGAAAACAGUACCUUAUGCUAAUGACGUUAUUAGGGUGAUGUCUUUUAUUAAUAAGUUCAAUCAAUUCUUCCCUCGCGAACUAUGGGGCCUCUCUUUCCAAGAUUUUGAAGUUGGUUUAGACUUGUACCCAGAAAUUGAAAAAGGCUCGACGCAACCUUUGUACCAAGAUUUUCUCUUGAUUCGGGAUGUGGUGAGAAGUCAGGAUAAAAUGAAUCUCUUGUUUCUGUCACUUUUGAAAUUGGCUCUGAAUAAUAACUCUGCUACCUCAAUGGAGGCGCUGCGUAACACGUCCAGGCCGUACGCGAAAUUUAUUGAUCAAUUACGUGCGCAUGCAUGGUCUUGGGGAUAUCCAAGGGAAUGGCGGAAAGAUCCCAGCUCAACAAUGAGCAAAGAAGAUUGUAAGUACUUCGCAGAAGAUGAUAAUGAUCCAGUGGAUAUCAGUCAUCCCGAAAUUUUAACUCCAAACAUUUAUGUAUGGCCUCAACAAAGUCCAAUUGAUCAAGAUCCUUUGGCGACUUCUGAACUGGAGAAGAACGGUAUACUUGCGCUUCAACCCCGCGAUAGGUCUAUUUUGUUAAGGAUUUUAACGCAAUGGUGUUUAGCACAAUCGGAAAAAAUUCAUUCUGAAAUCUUCCGUUUAUCGCACCUCAAGAGAGAUCCUCCUUUUGGGGUCUCCACUUCACACGUCCCUCUGCUAAUGGCGGAGGGUGAACUCGUAAUGCGGGCUAAAUUCAAGAGACUUUGCGAGCUUUUGGCUACCAAAUUGAAGUUGAAGAGCAAGAAAAAACACGUCAAGAAGCAGCUGGAGACGGGUAAGCGUGAGGGCCUCUCCAACAAACUGAAAGUUUUAGAAGCGAUUCAGCAAGACAUGAAAAAAAGGGUUCGCGAAAGAGAGCUUAAUGAAUCUCCGGCAGUUUCUGAAUGGGACGAAAGCAUAGACAAGGACUUUGAUGAAUGGUGUGAUUUAAUUAAAGGAGAAGUUCCGGAUCAUCCACUGCAGUCCCCAUUUGGCGAUGAAAUAUACAAAUUGAGAUCAUCAGAAUUUUUCAUAGGGCGUGUGCCACAUGUUGGAGAUUUCUACUUACCUCGUCUGUUUACCUAUCAAAAUCAGAAGGGAAUGAAAAUUCCGUCGACCUAUACUGAUUUCCGGUCUUUAAAACAGCUUUUCGCAUCAUUUGCCAGUAACGAGGUGGAUGCGUUCACUCUGUUUGGUAAAAAUGGUAAAUUGAUGAGUGUUCAAUUUAAGCUCUUAUACCAUGACACCCCAAGUAUGAUCCGCGAUGUUGCGUCCCAGGCAGACACUAAAUCAAAAACGUACUGGUAUGAAAUGUGCCAUAAUUGUGAGACCCUCCAGGAAUUUAUUACAUUACUCGACUACAAACUUGGUCUUAUCGAGAUUACCGAUGGCGAUUCCACUAACAAAUCUGCAAUAAAUAAAAACCCUCUUCCUAAAGAAUCCAAGUACAAUGCAUCGCGUGAAAAGAUACGCAUACUCAAGAAUUAUUUGACUCAGUUGUAUUAUUUCCUAGAAAAGUUUGAAGAGUUGGGGGUAAAAUACGGUGAUAUGCAAGCUAAUGAUAGAACCCUGAGAAGGUCCCAAAGAAACAAAGUAAACUACGCUGAUGAUGACGGCGCAUAUCAGGAUGAGGGAGACGAGUAUCUCCCAGAAGAACAAACUGAAAACUCAGAGGAUAACUAUCAGGAUGAUGAUGAUCAAAAUCCUGAUGAUGACACCAAUAGCGAUGAUAGCGACGAAGAAGCUAGGUUCCAACAAAGACGCUUGAAGCCCUCCACAACUCGCGUAAAAAAGAGGGGGCGUGGGCGGCCCCGAAAGAAUAUCUAG
Molecule: messenger RNA, 2328 nt
Organism: Lachancea fermentati
Lineage: Eukaryota; Fungi; Ascomycota; Saccharomycetes; Saccharomycetales; Saccharomycetaceae
Source: the annotation of a GenBank genome assembly